Messenger RNA from Ricinus communis (castor bean), 2050 nucleotides. RefSeq names its product probable pectate lyase 8. The transcript is spliced from 7 exons. The record is from RefSeq and is a predicted model, not a curated record. NCBI's taxonomy places the organism in Eukaryota, Viridiplantae, Streptophyta, Magnoliopsida, Malpighiales, Euphorbiaceae. Bases 263 to 1588 code for a protein of 441 amino acids. Gene Ontology annotation, molecular function: pectate lyase activity.
UGACUUAACCUGAGUUAAAAAUCAAAAAUUAAAAAAUAAAAAUAAAUUAAAAAAAAGGAAGGCAAGUUUUUUAGAAUUUCAUUACGUAGUUUUGGCUAUAUAAACAUGGCUUCGCUUGAGCUCUUUAUUUGACUCAAGAUAUUGCUUUCUCUCUUCUUCUUCUUCUUCAUUCUUUUUACUAUACAUCAAAGGGUACACACAACAAAAACAGAGCCAUAAUAAGUGAGUGACAGAGACAGAGACAGAGACAGAGAGAGCAAAAAUGGCGGUUCCUUAUUCGCUUAGACGCUUAUGUAUAUGUACAUUGAUUAUUCUGCUCCUGUUUGUCACUGUAAAUGCUUCGACAGAGCUGAACUCGAGGUUGGGCGAAAAGACACAUUUUCAGAGCUCUGACAACUCUACAAUGGCGGACGGGUCAGGUGGUGCAUGGAACGAGCAUGCUGUUGAAGAUCCGGAAGACAUAGCAUCUAUGGUUGAUGAAAGCAUACGCAACAGCACCGCAAGGAGGAAUUUAGGAUUUUUCUCAUGUGUAACUGGCAACCCAAUUGAUGAUUGUUGGAGAUGUGACCCUCACUGGCAGCUCCACAGGAAGCGGCUAGCUAAUUGUGGGAUUGGUUUUGGACGUAAUGCUGUUGGUGGUCGCGAUGGUAGAUACUAUGUUGUCACCGACUCUGGUGACGAUGACCCUGUUAACCCAAAACCUGGCACAUUACGCCAUGCUGUUAUUCAAGAUAGACCUUUGUGGAUUGUAUUCAAGAGAGACAUGGUGAUCACACUCAAGCAAGAGCUUAUUAUGAACAGUUUCAAGACUAUUGAUGCCCGUGGAACUAAUGUUCACAUUGCCAAUGGAGCUUGCAUUACCAUCCAAUUUGUCACAAAUAUCAUUAUUCACGGUCUCCAUAUCCAUGAUUGCAAGCCUACUGGUAAUGCCAUGGUUCGUAGCUCACCCACUCAUUAUGGAUGGAGGACAAUGGCUGAUGGAGAUGCGAUUUCUAUUUUUGGAUCUAGUCACAUUUGGGUCGAUCACAAUUCUCUAUCUAAUUGCGCUGAUGGACUCAUUGAUGCUAUAAUGGGGUCAACUGCCAUUACCAUUUCCAACAACUACUUCACCCACCACAAUGAGGUUAUGUUAUUGGGUCAUAGCGACUCCUAUACAAGAGAUAAGCUGAUGCAAGUAACAAUUGCCUACAACCAUUUUGGCGAGGGUCUUAUCCAGAGAAUGCCAAGGUGUAGGCAUGGGUACUUCCAUGUGGUGAACAAUGACUACACACACUGGGAAAUGUAUGCCAUUGGUGGAAGUGCCAGUCCCACCAUUAAUAGCCAAGGAAACAGAUACCUUGCCCCUAACAAUGCUUUUGCUAAAGAGGUAACUAAGAGGGUCGAAACAUCAAAUAAUGUAUGGAAGCACUGGAAUUGGAGAUCAGAAGGAGACCUAUUGCUUAAUGGAGCUUACUUCACUCCAUCAGGUGCUGGAGCUGCAGCCAGUUAUGCCAGAGCUUCAAGCUUAGGGGCCAAGUCCUCUUCCAUGGUUGGUGCCAUUACUUCAACCGCUGGUGCUCUUGUCUGCCGCAGAGGCCGCCAAUGUUAAUUCUCAGUCCCAUCACACCGAGAACAAAAAAGAAAAGAUUAAAAAAAAAAAGAGAGAAGAAAAUCAAAUUUUCUCUUCUAAUGUUGCUAUAGCAUUACUAAGCUGAGUUUUCAGGCAUUAUUUUCUGUUUCAUCCUUCCUCCUCUGUAUUUGUCCUUCCCCCAGACCCAGAAAAAAGCAAAAAAAAACAAAAAACAAAAAACAAAAAACAAAAAACAAAAAGAGAAAGAAAGAGAGACAUUGGCAAGUGUACAUUUUACAGGGUGCCAUAGUGCUGCCACACCUACUCAGAUACAAUAUUCCACUUGUCACCAUUUGAUUGAUCGACCUCGGCCUACAUUAGGUGCCGCAGAGUUGUUCACAUCUUUUCAUUUUGUUUCUACCUCAUCUCUCUAUUCUCCAUAGAGUGAAUUUGUCCAUUUUCCUCCUUUGUACUAUAAAUUUUUUCUUACGAAAUUCUCAA